Messenger RNA from Hemiscyllium ocellatum (epaulette shark), 1271 nucleotides. RefSeq names its product TAR (HIV) RNA binding protein 2 (gene tarbp2). Gene Ontology annotation, biological process: regulation of viral transcription; regulation of miRNA processing; regulation of siRNA processing. The transcript has 8 exons. Gene Ontology annotation, molecular function: double-stranded RNA binding; pre-miRNA binding; siRNA binding. Gene Ontology annotation, cellular component: RISC-loading complex. NCBI's taxonomy places the organism in Eukaryota, Metazoa, Chordata, Chondrichthyes, Orectolobiformes, Hemiscylliidae. Bases 186 to 1118 code for a protein of 310 amino acids. The record is from RefSeq and is a predicted model, not a curated record.
AAAUAGUGCCCUUCUCUAUCAAGUGGCACCCAGAAAGAACCAGUUGAGACGCAGCCAUAUCAUGAGGAGGAAACUACAGAACAUGAACAGAAGCAUCUUCAAUGUUAUUGUCGGAAAAUCAUCGGAACUAAUAUCUCUUGACAGAAGAUGGAAACUUCCCAUCCUGAAAAUGCUGUAUUGAGCAAAUGCUGGCCUCAAACCCUGGGAAGACGCCUAUUAGUUUACUGCAGGAGUAUGGAACAAGGAUUGGAAAGACACCGGUGUAUGACUUGCUGAAAGCUGAGGGCCAAGCCCACCAACCCAAUUUCACUUUCCGAGUGACAGUCGGAGAUAUUAACUGCACAGGUCAGGGGCCUAGCAAAAAGGCAGCAAAGCACAAGGCAGCGGAAGCUGCCCUGAAAUUACUAAAGGGAGGAAACAUGUUGGAGCCCAUGUUGGAUGGAGUCAAGAUCUCUGGCACUGAAUCCAAAAGCUCUAGCUCUGCUCAGCUGGCGGAAUGCAACCCUGUAGGGGCUUUACAGGAGCUGGUGGUUCAGAAAGGAUGGAGACUUCCGGAAUAUACAGUCACUCAGGAAUCUGGUCCUGCCCACCGGAAGGAGUUCACCAUGACUUGCAGGGUCGAGAGAUUCUUGGAGAUAGGGAGUGGGACGUCGAAAAAGCUGGCCAAGCGCAACGCAGCCGCAAAGAUGUUAGCAAGAAUCCACGAUGUCCCUGUGGAUCAGAGGGACGGGAACGAAGUCGAGCCAGAAGAUGACCAGUUUUCCAUUAUGGUUGGUAACAAGCUGGAUGGGCCGAAGGGCAAGAGCGCAGGUUGCACGUGGGAUUCGCUCCGGAAUUCUGCAGGGGAACGAAUUCUUCACCUCAAGAGCAACCCACUUGGUGUUUCCAACUCCAAUUUUUGCCAGAUGUUGAGGGAAUUGGCCGAGGAGCAGCGGUUCGACGUCAGUUACUUAGAUAUCGAAGAGUUGAGCUUGAGUGGCCUGUACCAGUGUCUUGUGGAGCUAUCAACGCAGCCCACCACCGUCUGCCACGGCUCUGGCUCAACAAGGGAUGGUGCCCGUGCCAAUGCAGCCCACAAUGCACUGCAAUAUCUGAAAAUCAUGGCUGGAGGAAAGUGAGCCCAGUGGAGAACAAUGAUCACUCCUCAGUCUGACCAGCACUGUUUUAAUUCCCUCCCAAACUGACAUGUUUUUUAUAACCAACAGCUUGAAUUUCCCAAGUUGUGUACAUGAUUGGAAGUCGAGGUUUCUUACGGUGGUGCCUUUUUUUUU